Peronospora matthiolae is the source of this 636-nucleotide messenger RNA. Lineage: Eukaryota; Oomycota; Peronosporomycetes; Peronosporales; Peronosporaceae. The record is from the annotation of a GenBank genome assembly.
AUGCACUACAUCAAGGGGGCCAAAAAUGUUGGUGCUGACGCUUUUUCGCGGAUGCGAUUUGACAACUUAGAGACAAAGUCUAAGUUGCAGCUUGCGGAGGAGGUUUGUAGGACGACGGAUGAGCCAGACUGUGUCAUGCAUGGUCCUGUCCUACGAGAGCACCAAGAGAAAGACGCCAUGAUCCAGAAGAUCAAGACUUCCUGCCUUAAAGGCAACAACAACCCCGACUACCAGCUCCUACCGGUACUCGGCUGCACACUGGUUGCGUACCAAAAGCGCGUCAUUGUGCCCGACAGCCUGCGCGAUGACCUAAUUAAUUGGUACCAUUUGAGUCUCAGCCACCCGGGAAGUGAACGCCAGUACAAGACGAUGAGACAGGUGCUUUACUGGCCCGGCAUGGAAGCCGAUAUAAACAAGGAGACGAAGAAUUGUCUCGUUUGCAAGAAGGCCAGGGUACAUGGAGGCAAGCAAGACUACGGAUUAUUGCCACCUCGGACACUCAAGACAGUGAACCCUUUCGACUCGGUUCACGCUGAUUUAAUUGGUUCCUACGAGGAUGGAUAUUAUGGCAUCACUAUGGUCGAUCACGCCACGCGUUGGCUGGAAGUGGGUAUCCAGCCUGAUAAAGUUCUCUGA